AGAUGGCGCUCCUUCCUCUGUCUCGUAUUGUACAACUAUUUAUUCGCGGGCGAAGAAGAUGAUGCAGCUGACAACGAGGAAGUACCGAUGGAUGAAUGUGUCAGGGAACUGCGCCGGCCGGUUAUGUAGCAACUUUUAGUUGACGUAUUUUCAAAGCGAGAACCAGUCGUCCCUUCUGUCACCCUCAUGGCGGAAUUCGGUGAGAACUUAGGCCACCAAGUUGAAAAACAAGACGGGACAAAUAGCAGAAACAUCCCUGAGCCUGUCGGUGGGACAUGUGACCCAGCGGUGACCGUCCCUCGGGGGCUGUGGUCCUCAAAUCAUGACCGGAGGAAAAAGUUAAUCCUGCACAUCGACCUCAACAACACCAUACUGGUGUCGGACGCCGUGACGAGUCAGGGAACUGUGGCGGCUCUGGACUAUUUUCUCACAACUGUCACCUGGGGGAGGAUGAGUAAACACGGGAAAUGGGAGUGGCUGAGUGACUCACCAUCCUUGCUGCCACCUUGUGAUGAUGCUGUCAGUUACUACUCUCAGUUUGGACGGGUGCCAGGUUUCACUUCGGCUGCGGGUCGACGUUUCCGUGGGGUUCUGGACGAGCAUCUGGAGCUGCUUCGCUGGCCCGAGGGCACCAAGGGAGACAGAGAGCUGGCCAUUAAAGGAGAGGAUGGACGACUGUACCACUGGAUCCUGCCCUCCUUCUUCCAGCUGCUCAGAGAUCUGGCGCAGGAAGGGAGAGAGUUCGCCGUCCUUUUCCGUACUUUCGGAACCGACCUGCCUCGUGUGCUGAAGGCUGUGUUCAAAGUACUGAAUGAAAGGACUCAUCCGCUGUUUCCUGAUCUGCCUGAUCUCAAGUUAAGUGUGAACAUGACUGCGGGUAAGAUCCGCUGCAGCAAGAGUGGAGUCGUCCUGAGCCGAGCCGAAGACAGAGUAUCGAGUCGUGAUGGAGAAAGGGGCCUGUACCAGUACUUCAGCUCGGUCCAGGGCCUGGGGGGCUUUCAGGACCACUUUGACUGGUGGGCGAGUAAUACCUUCUCCAUUCGAGGGGGGAAGCCGUUAUGGGUCGACCCCUUUGACCAAAAUGUUCAGCACAUCUUCAUCGACGACAACAUACGCCAGAAUGACAAGGAUACCAUAGUUCAUCCCAAGGUGUUCUUGGAUCCGGAUAGUGCUGAGACUCGUACAGCCUGCACCUCUGAGCUCUAUGACAUCACUCUGGUCCAGACCGACCUCCUCCGAGCCAUUUCGGACCCAAGCUACUUCACUCAGCGUGUCCACAUCUGUCUGGAAAACUAUGACAGGAAUCUCCAGCAGGGGGCAGACUAGAACACAGCUCGGCCUCCCCUGUCCUGUGUGUCUGUGCUUUAACACGAUGACCUCCAGCUUAGGGUUCCCAGGCGCUACCCCCUGUCUGUCCCAGCACAGACAGUGGGCUGAAGUUUGAUGACUUAUUGAAGGACUGGAGGUCCAAAAUGAAAGUUGUAGAUAUGGAGGAGAGUCACAUGAAUACACAGCAGGGGAAGGACCACAGCUUUCUGAUGAGCAAAUAUUCUUAGACCUUUGGGACAAACUAAAUGAGUGAGAUUUCGAAGUUAAGCAGCUAGACAACAGGUCUUAUGUUACACAUGCUUUACCUGUAGCAGGAUGGCAGUGAAAGGACACCAGCUUCUACAAGGAGCACUUCUCAGAUAGAUUUUGUUGUCCUAUGAUGAACUGCCACACAAAAAAAGUGUUUUUGACCUAAUUUAAGCAGUAAAGUGGCCAGGCCAAACUCUUUUAUUACAGCAAAGGCUCUGUGACUAAUGAUGCCACGGGAUAAUUAGCCUAACUCUCUGAAAUUUGUGCCAAACAGGAGUAAUUGGGGUCAGAAAGGCUGAGAAACCCAUCAAGCGCUGCAUUAGUUGUCUGGUGAGUGGAAUCCACAGGGGUUUUCGCUCGGCUAUUCAUUCGUCAUCCUCAGGGUGUGACACUUUCAUGUAGCUUGUCCGUUGGCUUAUUGGCCCGCACUGUUUACAGCCACCAGGAACUGGAAGAUAAUACUUGAGUAUUUUCAGCUGGCUGAAAAAGGAAUCUGAUACAUUAUGACGGCGGUGCAGUCAGGAAAUGAAUUACAUCUCAUGUGUCGCAUCUCAUCUCAUGUGGCUGUCGCUAGUAGGAGUCACAAAGACACCAAGAUGUCUUAGUCUCAUGAAACACCAUAUUAUAUUCACUGUUAUUUUCCUAAUAAGAUCAGAAAUGAGCUUGUCAGAGCAGUUUGAUCAUGCCGAGUAAUAUCUUCUCGACACAUAUCACUGGGUUGUGUUUGCACUGAGUUAUUUACUGUUGCUGAAUUUGUGUGGAGGUUGUGGUAAUUUUUGCUUUGAGGAUUUUUGUUUGGUGGCCGAGAGAGAGAGCUCAGUGCACUGUAACUUCGUGAAACACAUGCAAAUUGACAAAACACAACAUGUUAAGCAAACAUCUCCAUCAGUUUGACAGCACAUGCACUGCGAACACACACAGCACAGACAUGUACAGAAACAACAAUGGAUAUGGAUUUGUUUGUAGGCAAAUCAAAGUUUAGUCAGAAGGAAAUUGGUUGCCAGCUAUUCUGAUAAUUUACUUAUCGUUUCAGGCAUUUUUCAAGCCGAAAUGUCAACCAUUUGCUGGUUCCAGCUCCUUAAAUGUAAGGAUUUGCUUUCUUUGUCAUUUAUGAUAGUAAAUGAAAAGUGUUGAGCUGCUGGUUGGAUAAAACAAGCAACUUAAAGACAUCAUGUUGGGCUCUGGGUGGUGAGCAUUCUCACAUUUAUUUAUUUUCGUACAUUUUAUGGACUAAAGGAAUAAUUGAUUACUUGUGGAAAAUAAGCAGCAGAUUAAUUGAAAUUGACAGUUCGUUGCAGCCCUGUAACCCGGCUGGAACACAGCAGUGAUCUGCAUCCGCUUCUGAUUCAUUAAGUGAGCGAAGUCAGCUACUCGUCAGCAGCGUUGGAACAUGAGAUAAAAUGCAACGUUGUGCCAUUUAUCUGAACAUGGAGUGAUGAGAUAUUACUGCAGAUCUGCCGUGAAGCCAUCCUUAACAUGUUCGCUUUUUAUUAGCCCGUCAGUUCAAAUUAUUUGGAAAAAAUACAAUAACGGUUGUGCUGUAUGUGUCUGCAGUGCAUCUGUAGUGACAUUGACAAAGAUGGUCUCUUAAUUUGCUUGUGUUUUGUCUGUUCGCGUGGUUUCACUUAAGCUGCGGUGUGCUGAGCUCUCAGUCACUGUAGUUUUAGGAUCUAUUUAUUGUUAAGCUUUCAGGGAGAGUUCUUUUUAGUGGCUAUACUGAAUGCAAAUAUUAUCAAUAAUCUGAAGAAAGAUACUGUCACUUAGAAGAGUGGAGUGAUAAUAUGAUGUUACAUUGUGUUCCCAGUAUGCAUUGAGCAGGGGAUAACAAAGAGUAUGUAAGUGAGUACAUUGAAAAGUGCAAGGACAACGUGGGAGAGAAACAAAACGCUGUGCUCCAUACACACACGUGGGUCAGUGAGAGCAUCGCAGCGUUGUGUAUGUUUAUUACUGAAUUUUAAUCAGUGUUGCAUUUUAAAGUUUAAUUCAUUAAUUAUGAUGUACUGCUGUCAAACGGUCACUGAUUCUCAUAAGAACUGCCCUGGUCAUUCCCUUAUGGUUAGGCUGGGACAAAAAAUAUGUUUAUGAAAGUUUAUGAAAUGAUGUAGCACAAACAUCACUUGAUUACUGCACUGGAUCAAUUCACCGUUUCUGUUCUGUGAGCACAGGCUUUGCUACAUGUUAUUCAAGACUCCAAACCUCCUGUAAGUUGACGAGGUGGCUUUAUUCAGAGGACGCAGCGUUUUUGUGGUAAGGAAAACUUUGGCACUUUGAAGUAAGGGUUUUGCACACUGAAUCUCUCAAGUUCUUGGAAAAUACUGCAUCAGUGUGCACUGAAGUCAUAUCUACAUCUCACACAAAACAUCAAAACUUGAAUGUGUUCAUUUAUUCAUUUGUUUUCCUGAUGUUAAAUAUUGCAAUUUGGUUUUAAAUAAACACACAAGUUCUUUUUUUGUUAAA
This is a messenger RNA of Scatophagus argus, 4035 nucleotides long. RefSeq lists its product as uncharacterized. The transcript has 6 exons. Bases 187 to 1326 code for a protein of 379 amino acids. The record is from RefSeq and is a predicted model, not a curated record. NCBI's taxonomy places the organism in Eukaryota, Metazoa, Chordata, Actinopteri, Scatophagidae.